This is a messenger RNA of Labrus mixtus (cuckoo wrasse), 3687 nucleotides long. It is a transcript of the gene ece1, whose product is annotated as endothelin converting enzyme 1. Gene Ontology annotation, molecular function: metalloendopeptidase activity. The transcript is spliced from 17 exons. The record is from RefSeq and is a predicted model, not a curated record. The coding region runs from base 433 to 2829 and encodes 798 amino acids. Gene Ontology annotation, biological process: peptide hormone processing. NCBI's taxonomy places the organism in Eukaryota, Metazoa, Chordata, Actinopteri, Labriformes, Labridae. Gene Ontology annotation, cellular component: plasma membrane.
UUGCAUACCUCCUGAGGAGGAAGUCCAGAAAAACAGAGUCUGCCCAGGAAGAGCGAGAAAACUGUGAGAGGACCAACGAGGAGAUCUUACAUGGACUUUGCUGGACGAGGUUUUCGGCUGCUGUUGUUGAGACGUUUGCCCCCAGGGUUAUCAGCAAGACAUUAUGGGGGCUGUUAGAAGUGUCCUCGGGGUUGUAGGGAGCACACAAGUGACUGUGAAAGGAGAGGACUGACACACUCUCUGAGUGAGUCACCUCGGUUCACCAAACCAGACAAACCAGAUACCUGCUGAUGGAUUUUAGAGGGAAACCCUACCCUGAAGCCGCACAGACUGCUGACGAAUAGACGUCACUCACUCACUCACUCACUCACUCACUCACACAGAGAGAAAAAAACUCUCUCACACACAUGAGUGGGAGAGGGGAGAAGGAACAUGGAAGCACUGAGAGAGUCUUUUCUGCAUUUAACUUUUCAGAUGUCAUCGUAUAAGAGAGCCACGCUGGACGAGGAGGACCUGAUCGACUCCACCGGGGAUGACGUCUACCCUUCAUCACCUAUGCAGGUGAAUCUCCUGCACGGCCGAGGCCCCACAUGUUGGCCCCACAGGACGCAGAAUGAGAGCAGGCUGCUGUUUCUACUCUGUGUCGUGUCCACAGGCUUGUUCGUAUCUCUCAUCACCACAGGGGUCUUCUACAAACAGGCUCACCCGGGCCUGUGCCUCACAGAGCCGUGCAUCACUGUGGCCAGUGUGGUAAUGGGAGCUCUGGACCGGUCGGUGGACCCCUGCCACGACUUCUACAACUUUGCAUGCGGGGGUUGGGUGAAGAAGAACCCCCUUCCUGAGGGCAAAUCCCGCUGGGGAUCUUUCAGCAACCUCUGGGAGCACAACAUGAAUGUGAUGAAGCAUUUAUUAGAAAACACAACGAUGAAAGAUCUGAGUAAGGCUGAGGAGAAGGCCCAGCGAUACUAUCAGGCCUGCAUGAACGAAGCCAAAAUCGAGGAUUUAGGAGCUAAACCACUACAGGAACUCAUCAGCCAGUUAGGAGGAUGGGCCCUGACCGGUGCCUGGGACAAGGACAACUUCCAAGAAGUUUUGCGCAAAGUGUCCGCCAACUUUCACACUUCGCCUUUCUUCACCGUGUUUGUCAGCACCGACUCCAAAAACUCCAACAGUAACAUCAUCCAGGUGGAUCAGUCCAGUCUGGGACUACCUUCCCGGGAUUACUACCUCAACAAAACCGCCAAUGAAAAGUAUCUGACUGCAUACCUCCACUUCCUGACGGAGUUGGGGAUUCUCCUGGGAGGCACAGAGGAGACAUCUCAGACGCUCAUGGAGGAGAUCGUGGACUUUGAAACCACCCUGGCUAAUAUCACGGUCCCCCAGGAGGAGAGGCGAGACGAGGAGCUCAUCUACAACAAGAUGAAGGCCAAAGACCUAAAAACUCUGGUUCCUGCAGUGGAUUGGAUGCCGUACCUCACGGAUGUGUUUGCCCCCGUGCAGCUCAACGAGUCGGAGCCUGUGGUUGUUUAUGCCAAAACAUACCUCCAGAAAGUGUCUGACCUCAUCAGUAAAACAAAUAAAAGCCUCCUCAACAACUACAUGAUCAUGAAGGUGGUGAGGAAGAUGGUCUCCAUUUUGGACCAAAGGUUCCAGGAUGCUGAGCAGCGUUUUUUCGAGGUCAUGUCCGGAACAAAGAAGAGUUGCACUCCGCGCUGGAAGCUGUGCGUCAGCGACACAGACAGCGCCCUGGGCUUCGCUCUGGGAGCCAUGUUUGUCAAAGACACCUUUGCCGAGGACAGCAAGUCCAUCGUAAGGCCUUCUCCCUCCACAACAUCUGUUCCUGCUGUGUGCUGUGAUGGAGUGCGGUCUGAUUUUUUUUUUUUUUCUGUGUCUUUCUUGUCUCAGGCUGAAAACAUGGUCGGAGAUAUAAAAUCGGCGUUUGAGGACAGCAUAAAGUAUGUGAGCUGGAUGGACGCAGAGACAAAAAAAGCAGCCAAAGAAAAGGCAGAUGCAUUAUACAACAUGGUGGGAUAUCCAGAGUUUAUCAUGAACACCACAAAGCUGGACAAAGUGUACAAUGAUUUUGAGGUGGUGUCGGAGCAUUACUUCCAAAACGUCAUGCAGUACUACAACUUCUCAGGCAGAGUGACCGCAGACCAGCUGAGGAAAGCACCAAACAGAAACCAAUGGAGCAUGACACCCCCGACCGUGAACGCAUACUACAACCCAACCAAGAAUGAGAUGGUUCUGCCCGCAGGAAUCCUUCAGGCUCCGUUCUACAGCCGCUCCUGGCCAAAAGCUCUAAACUUCGGUGGCAUUGGUGUUGUAAUGGGACAUGAACUGACUCACGCGUUUGAUGACCAAGGGAGGGAAUACGACAAGGAUGGAAACCUGCGGCCCUGGUGGAAGAACUCAUCUGUGGAGGCAUUCAAGAAGCAGACGCAGUGCAUGGUGGAGCAGUACGGAAACUACAGCAUCAACCAGGAGCCUCUGAACGGACGACAAACUCUGGGGGAGAACAUCGCCGACAACGGAGGACUCAAGGCCGCCUACAAGGCUUAUGCGAACUGGAUCAAAAACAACGGCGAGGAGGCCGCACUGCCUGCACUAGGAAUGACAAACCAUCAGCUGUUUUUUGUAGGAUUUGCACAGGUCUGGUGCUCUGUCAGGACUCCUGAAAGCUCACACGAAGGUGUUAUCACGGAUCCUCACAGUCCGUCAAGAUUCAGAGUCAUCGGCACGAUUUCAAACUCCCGGGAAUUCUCGAAGCACUUUGGCUGCAGUGCAGAUGCUCCCAUGAACCCGAAACAUAAGUGCGACCUUUGGUGAUGACUUGUUUGUUCGAUGCUGUUCAUCAACAAAAAGUGAGACGAACCUUUUAAGGAAUAUGGCCUGGAGGCUGACGAAGUACAGGAAGAACCACUGAACUCCUGCUGCUUUACCACUUAAUGCUUACCUGGCUCCUCUCUAACAGGAUAAACUGUUCCUGUUCUGCAUGGAGGAUCCAAUCUUCAGGGCUUUUCCACAACGACUGUUUAGACGCUUUGCCCAACUUCUAAACUGUAGAAAUGAAAUGUGCUUUUUGAACACUGAAAACCCAACAAAUGGUUACAGGAAUGGGAUGGGGGAGGGGAGAGGUACACUCUUAAAAUGUGUUCUGCUUUGUCACAUAAAGUCAUGGACAGGCAAGGGGACAUUUUGUUGGACUCUUUCUCAGGCUUGCAUCUGCUCCACUUUAAUUGUGUUUUAUUUAUGCUCACAAUUUUUUAUAAAAUAACACAACAGGGACCUGUUUAACCUGAUGGAAGAUUUAAUACUCAUCUAUCUGAACUAUUUUAAAGCAGUUAAAUCAAAACAACAGUUUGUCAAUAUUUCAGAACAGUUUUGUGAACAGUCUUAAACUGUAUUUUUUUUAAUUUUUUUUUAAUACAUUCUGAUGUUGCCUUGUUUAUGUUUUUACUUGUGUAAUGAGUGUAAGGUGUAAUAAGCAAUGUCCUAUGCAGACACAAACGACAGAAACAGAAUGAAGGAAUUAAGACGUCCACAGCAAUAUUUAAGGUUCAACUUGUUUUUAUUUUUUUUAUUUGAGAACUGAGUCUUAGAGGCUAAGCUGUUGUGCCAUACUUGUUUUUAUGAGUAAGAGUUUGUCACAAAUUAUUUUGUAUAGUAAAACCGAUCUUAAAACAU